Selaginella moellendorffii is the source of this 546-nucleotide messenger RNA. RefSeq lists its product as uncharacterized. The coding region runs from base 124 to 495 and encodes 123 amino acids. The transcript is spliced from 3 exons. The record is from RefSeq and is a predicted model, not a curated record. NCBI's taxonomy places the organism in Eukaryota, Viridiplantae, Streptophyta, Lycopodiopsida, Selaginellales, Selaginellaceae.
GGUAUCACAGUCUCUAAACUCGGGAGCAUUCUUUUCCAGAUAGUUCUCCGCUAAGUUUCUCUCCAUUGAUAGUGUGUGAUCUCUUUAUAAGCUAAUAUCGCAAUCCAGGUGGAUAACGCUGCUAUGGCUUCAAUCACUUCAUGGGCGACGACGAACUUGAGGUGUGGCGGAGAAACCAGACCAACGCUUCCUGGCUGCUGCUCAUUCUCCAGGACGCUACAGUGCAAGCCGAAGAGGGUCUUGAGGUUGACAAGAAUCGUGAGACAAGCGGACAACGAUGAAAGGGAGGUCCCUCCUCCUCAAGAGCAGGAAAUCCUUCCCGAGAGAAGAGAAGAGACGCCGAAGCCUAAGAAGAAGGAUGAUGGCGAAGUCACGGCUCGAAUAACUGGAGCGCUUGCCGUGCUUUUGGGGAUCGCAUACCUUGCUCUCGUCCAGAUUCUGGAGAGACGAGGUGGGAGCCUCGAGCCACCACCUCCGGAAGCGUAUCUUCCUUAAAUUUUGAGGUUCUAAGCUCGAAGAAUUGUGAAUCACGAUCUCUUCUACACA